Microthlaspi erraticum is the source of this 240-nucleotide messenger RNA. NCBI's taxonomy places the organism in Eukaryota, Viridiplantae, Streptophyta, Magnoliopsida, Brassicales, Brassicaceae. The record is from the annotation of a GenBank genome assembly.
AUGGGUUCCGGUUACGAGAGUUACCCAACUAAACCGAUGGAUCGAGCGUGGACGAAUAGGCUUGUAGAGAUAACCGAGCUGGACGAUCUCGUCAAUCUCUUGCUUAGUGAACAUCCCACUACCAGGACACAGAAAGUUGAGCAAGGAAAUGGAACCUCAAUGGGGAAGACUACGUUUGAGCCAUGGGAGAGAAAUGACAUCUCCUACGCCAUAACCUUGUUCUGUGAUGGAAGACAUUGA